AUGGCGUACUACAACAACUCUACCGGUCACACUGAAACUUCACUAGAUAUUGCAUCGAUAAGAUCAAUAGCGCAUGCAACAUGGGGAUUAACAGCCCUGAUCGGCAUUCCCGCCAAUAUAUUUGUACUGGCUGCAAUCUUGUAUUUCAGAGAUAUGCGAACGAUUUCCAACAUCUACAUUUUCAAUCUUGCCGUUGCUGAUCUCUUAUUUCUCUGCGGAAUUCCUAUUGUAAUAUUUGGACAGGAAAAUGGUGAUUGGGCUCUUGGACCCACAAUGUGUAAACUGUACAUAUCUGGAAAUGCGGUAUCUCAAUUUGCAUCUGCUGUUUUCAUUGCUGUGCUCUCUUUCGACCGAUUUUUGGCUGUGUGCCGUCCUAUGGUCUCAUCCGCAUGGCGUACGACACAAGCGGCAUUAGCUCUUUCCGCUUCGUCUUGGGCGAUGGUUAUUCUAGAGAUGACCCCUCUCUUACUUUUUGUGAAAUUGAUAACGAUUGCAACUGAAUCCAACGUAUCGAAAAGAACGUGUAUGUUAUUUGUCGGAAGUGGCGAUGUUUUGGAUUUUUCAAGUGAUGUUUCAGCGAAUUAUUUGAACGAAGUCGAGAAAAAUAUGUUACUUUCAAGAAGAUUUUUCACAUGUUACACUUUCGCUUUAUCGUAUCUGUUACCAUUGAUAGCAGUGUGGUAUUUUUAUGUGAAAAUAAUUGCCCAGAUGAUCAAACGUCGGCGACAAAUGUACAUUAAAAGAACAGUAACAAAGAAAAGAACCACAAAGGUGACAAUUCUUGGACUUGCUAUUGUGAUUUCGUAUACUCAUUGUUGGUUACCAUUUUGGAUAGUACAAUGGUCGAUUGAAAUGAACAUUUUAUUCAACAGAAGUCCAUAUAUGCUUAUCUGCGUGUCCCAUUUUGCCUUUGCCCUUCAAUACCUCAACUCGGCAGCAAAUCCUUUUCUCUACGUUUUCCUAUCAGAUUCAUUUAAGAAAAAUGUCACAAAACUUCUUGGUCGUAAAAAUGUCGAGACCCAGAAAAACCUUCUCAAAAUAUCAUGUAAUAAUUCGACGGAUACUUCGCGGAUGUUGAGUACUGUGAAUAAUCCAAGCGCUAAUCGAUCGAAACAGAGCGCUUUGUAA
Caenorhabditis bovis is the source of this 1128-nucleotide messenger RNA. NCBI's taxonomy places the organism in Eukaryota, Metazoa, Nematoda, Chromadorea, Rhabditida, Rhabditidae. The record is from the annotation of a GenBank genome assembly.